Molecule: messenger RNA, 1959 nt
Organism: Neoarthrinium moseri
Lineage: Eukaryota; Fungi; Ascomycota; Sordariomycetes; Amphisphaeriales; Apiosporaceae
Exons: 1
Coding region: 1-1959 (652 amino acids)
Biological process (GO): regulation of DNA-templated transcription
Molecular function (GO): zinc ion binding; DNA-binding transcription factor activity, RNA polymerase II-specific
Source: RefSeq, a predicted model, not a curated record
AUGAGCAUGACCGGCAUCUCUGCGCCGCGAAAAGUGCGGAAGGGCACACGUUCGUGUAUCGAGUGCCGACGGCGCAAGCUGCGAUGCUCCUGGACAUCGGACAGCGCUCGGGUGUGUCGAAGAUGUGAAGAGAGGAGCCUCCAAUGUGUCCCUCAGACCCUAUCGUCUCCAUCGUCGUCCCAGCCACCACAGUCAACGCGAGAGCGGGUGCAGUGGUUGGAACAACAGGUUGCCGGAUUAUCAAAGUCUGUUCAAGCCUUAGAGGAGAAACAAAAUGGGCCCCCUCAGCUAUCAAACGAAGUCUCACCGGCUUCUAUAUCCUAUGGAGAUGCCGUUGGUUCCGAUAUGUCAGAGUCUGAAGCUUCUAUCCCUGAUGCCGCAAUAUCCACGCAGCCAACGUAUCUCGGCGCCCUGUUCAACAAUAGCCUCAUCAGUUCAGUGAAUGAAAUCAACGAUGACCCCGGACGCAACCAGCCUCCAUCACAAUUGGCUGAUACGGCUCGGGCUUUGCUGAGGCCACUGAUACCUAGGAAGGAGGACCUUGCCGUCAUAGCAAGCCGAGCCACCGGAUGGCUCACGGUGCUAAACGACAUCUUACCCAUCGACUCUGCUGUCAAAUCUGGCGACGAGAUGCUGGCGCGGUAUGACGAAGUCAAUAGAGUGACGGCUGACCCUUUUACCCUGGCAUCCUGGCUCAUGAUGGUUGCGCUGUCCGCCGAGCACAACCCCAGCAUUGUUUUACGCACAGGAUUACCAGGCAACGGAUGCCGGGCUGGCUCGGAGUACUCUCGCCCGGUAGUGGAUGCCGUAGAGAGGGCGAUUAUUUCCUGUGACCGGUUGAUGACCACCGUCGAAGGCAUCGAGGUGGCAAUCCUCCUCGUCCGACUGCACAUGACGCGCGGGAACUUCAAGAAGGGAUUCCUGACGCUGCGGCGAGCGCUUGCGGUGGCAGAGCUGCUGGGCCUACCGCGCAUGGUGAACGGACCAAAGGCAGCACUGUGGCGCUUCUUGUGCAUCGCGGAGCGGUUUCAGAGCAUGGUCCUGGCCUUCCCGUCCGCCACUCGCUACUAUGGCGUCCAGAAGUCGGCGACGCUGUUCGACGACGGCGGACACCUCGUGCCGAGGGAAUUCCUCUUUAGAUUGUCGGAUAUCGCGGUCAACCUUGGGGGGCCGGGGGACCUACACAACAACUCCCCGUCUUUGGAAGAGCUGCAAAACACAGUUGAGAAGCUUGACCGAGAUAUCCUUGCUCUGGCAGCCCUGGCACCACCGACCUGGUGGACCGGGACGCGGUAUCUCACUCCGCCCGAACGGUUUAUGCAGUAUCUCUACUACUAUAUCAGGAUACGGAUCCACCUACCGUUGGUGCUUCUGCGAAACACAUCCGAACAGUCAAGACAGAGCCAGUCCAUGUGUAUAGAAAACUGCCGAGCCCUCCUGGAGGCGUACCUGGGGCUGUACACGCUGUUGCCGGAGGGCAACUUCAUCCACUGGGUCAUGAACUUGCAGACGUACACUGCAUCCGUGGUCCUCGUGCUCGCGAACCACGCCGCAUUCUCCUCCGACAGCGAGCAGAGAGUCUCGGGAGGACCGCAGCCACCCGCCGACAGGGACCUCUUAGCUCGGGUGCUCAACGCCAUGGAACAGAACCUGUCCGAGUCGGGGCCCGACAUAUCCAAGCAGGCAAUCACCAGCAUCAGGGCGCUCACGCAGCUACUGGAAAAGGGGGAUGCGGCCUCGGACCUGGGAGACAUGAUGCUCAGCGUGCCCCUGUUAGGCAAACUUCACGUUCGGCGCAAGAGGGCUAGUGAAAGCCAGGGGAUACCGGAAGAAGCUAUACAAGGGAAUCCUGCGUUGUCUCUCCCAGACGAUGUUUUCCAGGACUUCGAAACAGCUCCUUUCUCUUGGUCGGUCGAGGAAGCCUACGACCUAUUCUUUUAUGAGCCCACUCAGUUUUGA